AUGGGUCAUCGUCGCUUUCUGAAUCAUGACCACAAAUACAGAAAAGACCGGUACUCCUUCAAUGGAAAGAUAGAGGAUAGAGGUCUACCUAUCAAAGUCUCUGGUGGAGACAUUGUCCAGCAGUUAGAGGGUGUGCAUGUCCAACUUAGCAAGGAGAACAAUGGAUUGCAUCACAAUCUUGAUGUGAUGCACAUAGAGAAGAAUGUGUGCAACAACAUAGUUUUCACCAUACUGAACGAGAAAGGUAAGUCUAAAGAUCACAUUAAAGCUCGAAGAGACCUCCAGUCGAUGGGAAUCAAGCAUGAUUUGUGGCCACGGGAAGAUGGAAAGUACCCAUCCGCCAUCUUUACUAUGAUGAAUCCACAAAAAGAACUCUUUCUAAGGAUUAUCAAGAACGUGGUCUUUCCAGAUGGAUACUCUAGCAACAUUUCCCGCUGUGUUAACUUACGACAGCGCAAGUUGUCGGGCCUGAAAAGCCACGACUAUCACAUUCUAAUGGAACAUCUACUUCCAAUCGCGUUAAGGAAUGCAUUGCCUGCCAUCGUGUCUUCUGUCCUGGCAAAUUUGUCAGCCUUCUUUCAUCGAUUAUGCAGCAAAUCCAUAGAUCCUCAACAACUUCCUCUCCCUCAGGAUCACGUGGUUUAUAAUCUGUGUCGUAUGGAGAUGAUUUUCCGUCCUUGUUUCUUCACAGUCAUGGUUCAUUUGAUAGUGCAUCUGGUCGAGGAGGUGCGUCUAGGUGGCCCAGUGCAUUAUCGGUGGAUGUACCCAAUUGAAACGGUACCUAUGUCGUCUCAAGCAGUAUGUGCGUACCUAGAUAAUGUCGAGAGUAGGAUUAAUCGAUCAAUGCGUGUUGACGAUCGACCGCGUGAACUUAUGCUUGAUGAAAGAACAACCAUGUUCCCCGAGGUUGAGAAAGAUGUCAGGGCUGCUUCUUUUUACACCCUCACACCAACUGAAAAAUUCCAAGCUCACUGUCACGUAUUGGUCAAUUGCCUGGCCGUGGAAAAAUUUAUAGAGGUGAUCACAAAGAGAAAGUUACAAAGUAGGACAAGGUCCCAGUCUUACAUAGACAGUGUUGUGCACAGAGAAUUUUCCGAUUGGUUCAAGCGUCAGGUGAAUCUUGGUAUCAUUAAUCCAUUUACAUAUUCAAAUGGUGUCAUGUUGUUCGUAUCCCAAGCUGAUAAAACAUUUUACAACCCUCUCGAGAGAGAGGAAGGGUUGAAAACCCAAAAUGGUGGGGUGUAUGUCACUUCUGACACUAGGAGUUAUGCAAGCAAGCGCGACAAUAAUGUUGCUGUUGGUAGCGUCUCGUAUUACGAAAAACUAGUGGACAUCAUUGAGUUAAAUUACAGCGGUCAAUUCACAGUCGUCUUGUUUAGAUGUAUCUGGGCAAGCACCACCUCUGGCAGAGGCAUAAAACAAGACUCUUUGGGGGCACACAGUGGUUAA
Arachis duranensis is the source of this 1449-nucleotide messenger RNA. RefSeq lists its product as uncharacterized. Bases 1 to 1449 code for a protein of 482 amino acids. Lineage: Eukaryota; Viridiplantae; Streptophyta; Magnoliopsida; Fabales; Fabaceae. The transcript has 6 exons. The record is from RefSeq and is a predicted model, not a curated record.